CGGAGCUGACGCUUCCUGUGACAGCUCGACGCCGCAUGAUGGUGUGGAAGUUGCGCGUGGUGCGCUGCGGCUCCAUGUUUGCCGCGCGGCUCUUGAAGCAGGACUGGACUUUCCGGUUGGCGGGACCUUCUCUCAGACGUUACAGCACCAGGACGGCGCCUCACAUACCGGGCAUGGAGUACCAGGAUGCCAUUUGCACUCUGAACACCCUACAGACCAAUGCCAGCGCCCUGGAGCAGGUACGACGAGAGCGGAGCAACCCUCAGUUGCAGCUCCAGGCCAUGAGAGGCUUCUUGGAGCGAGCCGGUCUCACGGUGGAGAAGCUGGACCAUCUUAAUAUUAUUCAUGUGACAGGAACCAAGGGCAAGGGGUCAACAUGUGCAUUCACGGAGCAGAUUUUGAGAAGUUAUGGGUUCCGCACUGGAUUUUACAGUUCCCCACACUUGGUAGAAGUCCGGGAGAGGAUUCGAAUCAAUGGACGGCCCAUUGGAAAAGAGCUCUUCACUAAAUACUUCUGGCAGAUUUAUGGACAAUUGGAUGAAACGAAGGAUGCCCACGGAGGAACGAUGCCGGCAUACUUCCGUUUCCUCACCAUCUUGGCUUUCCAUGUGUUUCUUCAGGAGAAGGUGGAAUUGGCUGUAAUUGAAGUUGGAAUUGGUGGAGCAUAUGACUGCACCAAUAUUAUAAGGAGGCCGUGGGUGUGUGGCAUCUCCUCUUUGGGUAUCGACCACACUCAGAUUCUUGGAGACACCAUUGAAAAAAUUGCCUGGCAAAAAGGAGGCAUCUUCAAGCUGGGGGUUCCUGCCUUCACAGCCAAACAACCAGAAAAUGCAAUGGCUGUGCUCAAGGACAGGGCCACGGAGAUCAGAUGUCCUCUGUGGGUGUGUCCAGAGCUGGAGGACUAUCAGGCAGACUGUGGACCUUUGCAUCUUGGCUUGGCAGGGUUGCAUCAGCGCUCCAAUGCCUCCCUGGCCCUCCAGUUGAGUCACACUUGGCUACAGAAAAGAUGUCUACCAGAUAAUAGCUUUCCUUCCACCAUUGCUGAGAACAAAGGUGUACUUCAGGCCACUUCCUUUAAGCCCAGCCCCAUCAUGGUGAAAGGACUGGCAGAUACAGAGUGGCCAGGGAGGAAUCAGACUCUGAGACAUGGAGUAGUCACCUACUUCUUGGAUGGAGCUCACACCAUGCGCAGUAUGCAGGCCUGUGUGCAAUGGUUCAGAGAUGUUGCAGCCCAGCAUGAGAGGAGGGCAAGUGGACCUGUAGCCAGAGUUUUACUCUUCAAUGCCACAGGAGAGAGAGACUCAGCAGCCAUGCUUAAACUCCUGGUGCCAUGUCAUUUUGACUUUGCUGUAUUCUGCCCAAACAUCACUGAAGCCAUCCCUUCUUGUAAUGCAGACCAGCAGAACUUUAACGUCUCGGUGGAGAACAUGUUGACUCGCUGCCUGGACAAUGAGAGGAGUUGGCGUCUUCACCAUCGUAGUGCAGUUGAUAAAAGAUCGCAGCUGUUCAUCGAGGAAGCCCUUCCCCUGGUCCCUUUGAAGAAAACUGACACCCUGGUCUUCCCCUGCAUCCUCAGUGCCCUUCAGUGGAUUACCCAGGGCAGAGAUUCAAUGCUGAUAGACACAACCAAGAGGGUCUUAACUGUUAAACCCAGCAUCAUGGCCAAAGCUCCUCCACCCUGCGACGUAGCCGAGAUCCACAUCCUCAUCACCGGAAGCCUCCACCUAGUGGGAGGAGCACUCAGACACCUUGACCCAGCUUCCUCCAAGUAAUUGGGAUCAUGUAAGCUGAGUGAAUGCAGACGGUUGAAAUAAUGAAUUAGUGCUUUACUUCUACAACCUUUGCGGAAGAAAGAUCGUAUCUGUCUGUAUAGAUGAGCUGUUUGUGCCUCAGGUGUUUACGUGAAUAGAAAAGCUGCACACAGUUGUCUUCUAAGAGUCAGUUAGUGUGGACAAGGCAGCUCCAGGCUUUAAAACAGCCCUAGCUUCACACUGAGCCUUACAAGUGACUGCACCAACGUGUGGUCUUUUUAGUCUUACAUUAAGCCAAAUUUGUUUACAGGAAGUGCAGAGGAUACAGUCAUCUAGCGUGUGUGCGUGCAUGAGCGAGCGAGCGAGCUUCAGCAAUCACUAAUGCCACCUGGAUGAACCACAGUGAUAUAAUAGGUUUUCUAUUGUAAACACAUUUUUACCUACAACCUGAAAGUGCUAUAUGGAUUUAAAUUAAUUUUUCCUGUUUACAAAUCUACAUUAUGUGUAACACUUGACCGUUAUUGUCUUUUUUUUAUCCAAUGAAAACAAUUUUGCACGGUUUCAACCUUUGUCAGAAUUUGACAAUGUUCUUCAAACACAUGACAGACUCAUCUUGGUUGUAGAUGUGUAAAUAUUCUAAAACUAGUGUAACUGCCAAUCAAAUGAAGUGUAAUCUACUUUACACUGUAAUUCUAUUUAAGUGCUCUUUAAUUUAAACGUGUAUCAUCUGACUGCAACACAUGCACUUAUGUAUGAAUGAAGGUGAGAGAUACUGGAACAGUAUAAUGUAUAUUUAUCAUCUGGCACCUAAUGUCAUGGACUGAAUCCGAUCUGAUAGAGGUGUUCAGCUGCACAGGAGGUUCGACCACAUCCUGUCACCAGUUACACAAAAAAAACUGACAUGUUCAUCCUGCAAGACAAAAUGUCCUUAAGAAGAAUCUGUCUUUCUCAGUAGUGAAGAUGAGAUAUCUGCUCAUAUCUAAAAUAUGAUUGAUUGAUCUGGAAAUUGCGUACACCAUUGGUUUGGAUAUUACAUGCUAAAUAAAUCCAUCUCCCCAUGUGCUGAA
Hippoglossus stenolepis (Pacific halibut) is the source of this 2818-nucleotide messenger RNA. It is a transcript of the gene fpgs, whose product is annotated as folylpolyglutamate synthase. Gene Ontology annotation, biological process: tetrahydrofolylpolyglutamate biosynthetic process. NCBI's taxonomy places the organism in Eukaryota, Metazoa, Chordata, Actinopteri, Pleuronectiformes, Pleuronectidae. The coding region runs from base 36 to 1772 and encodes 578 amino acids. Gene Ontology annotation, molecular function: ATP binding; tetrahydrofolylpolyglutamate synthase activity. Gene Ontology annotation, cellular component: cytosol; mitochondrion; cytoplasm. The transcript has 15 exons. The record is from RefSeq and is a predicted model, not a curated record.